ACAAAACGUAGUAAAACACUUUUAUUUACAAGAAACGGGUAUUCCCCAAACGAUAAACGCAAACCCAAACAGCAAAAUUGCGCCACCCAUAUUCUAUAUAAAUAACUGGCCAAAACUAGGGCAUUGACCAGUUUUUAAUUGUGGCUUUGUGGUAAAUUGAGCUUACAACCAUGAUGUAUGAUCUACGGCUAUGUGUGGUUGAUGUGCGAUUACAUAACAUCAGAGUACGGUCAAUGUCUGUGAAUAUGUUCGGUCAAUGUAUUUAUGUGAAUAUGUACUGUCAUUGUGUGUGAAUAUGUACGGUCAACGUCUGUGAAAAUGUACGGUCAAUGUAUGCGAAUAUGUACGGUCAUUGUCUGUGAAUACACUGAAAUACAAUGUCCCGCUUCCUUUAAAUUCAUUAACUCCUUGUUACGUUUUGAAUUGUUAUUUAACUCGCCACAGGCCUGAGGCUAUACCCGCUAACUACCUUAUCACCUCGAGGUGUACGAGUGCAGUUUUUUGAAACAGCAACAGAAGCAACAAAGAGCUAAUUCGGGUUUAUGGAAUGGUUUUAUUUCGGAGAUGGAAGAUAAAGACGUCAAGUUUGUGCAGAUUUUUAAUAUGGACUCUGUGCAUUUUUGGUAUAAGCGUUGUAUUUACCAAAGUCCCGUCGAUGGUAAAAAAUCAAACUCCCUACGGCAAGAGAGUUAGCAGCUACAGUCGUCAAAAGGUUGUAAUUUUGUUUACCACAAAAAGAUCUGGUUCUACCUUCCUUGGAGAAGUGUUUAACCAAAACCCGGAAGCUUUUUACUUAUUUGAACCACUAUUCCCGUUUACAAGAACUUGUGAUUUGCUUCGCGAAGAACGAAUAAACGCUUUGAGACAGUUUACAGAAUGUAAUUUCAAAAAUAUAAGUGAAAUCUACAAGAAUGCGUUCACCGUUCUUGAGCAUACAGACAAGUACGCGCAAUGCUUGAAAAACAACAUUUGUUUCGAGGAACGCCAUUUACCGUUACUGGCAAGGUACGAAUCGGCCUGCCAGCAGAGUAAUUACAGUAAUUGUCAGCUUCCUUUGAAGCCAACUAUUAUAAGCGCAAUAUGCUCGAAGAGUAAACUUGUAGUGUACAAGAUACUUCGUGUAUGCGAGCUACAGAAUUUAGCUCACUUAAUAAAGACGGAAGAUUUGGAUAUACGAAUCGUACAUCUCGUUCGUGACCCGCGAGCAAUUCUUUCUUCAAGAAUGAAGUUAAUUGAAGACCAAACAAACAACGAAACUUUAAAGGCAGAAGCAAAAACUCUCUGCAACCGCCUGCGGAAGAAUAUUCGCUUCUCUAAUUCCUAUUGGAAAGGUCAAAAUGGCGAGUACAUGAGAAUACGCCACGAAGAUAUAACGACAAAUCCCAUGCAAGUGGUGAGAGAAAUAUAUCGGUUCGUGGACGAACCGGUUCCGCACAGUAUACAAGAUUGGGUAAAUAAUUCGAUGUCGGCAGAAGAAAACAUAAAGGAAACAACCAUUUCCGAGUUCUCCACUGUUCGUAAACCUAGUGAUGUACUUAAUAAAUGGCGGCGAGCUCUGAACUUCCCAACUGUGCAACUAAUUCAAGCAGAAUGCUUGGAUGUGCUCCAAAAUUUAGGAUAUUUGACGGUAAAGAACGAAAAAGAACAAAACGACGAAACAUUACCUUUGUGGUGAAAUGGCCAGUUUUGUACCUGCUUAAAUUAAUCAGAAGUUGUUUUUCUAAUUUUUAUUACACUGUUGGUUUCAUUUUACACGUUUUUGACAUUUGUUUUUAUUGAACGAAUUUGGAGUAAAUUGUUUAGCACGUUGUAUGUAUAAAUAAAAUUUGAACCAUGGGAAA
Molecule: messenger RNA, 1841 nt
Organism: Ciona intestinalis (vase tunicate)
Lineage: Eukaryota; Metazoa; Chordata; Ascidiacea; Phlebobranchia; Cionidae
Source: RefSeq, a predicted model, not a curated record